GGUUAAAUGAAAGAAAAUAAUUUUACUUAGAUUCGCAGAUCGCUGUUGUUUCUAUACUCCGGCUGCGUUGUUCUCUCUGGAUAGCUUUGCAAGGAUCUAAACAAUGGUAGGGAGCCCUGAUCCUGUAUCCUUCGUUGGUCUUCGUUUUCUGGUUAUGGCAUCCCCAGAACCCAUGAGCACUGAGACAGAGCUGCCAGUAGGACAAGUGAACCCCCCUUCUCCUAGGAAGCAGCGGAUUUUGCUUGCUGCAACUGGAAGUGUAGCUGCCAUAAAGUUUGCAAAUCUCUGCCAUUGUUUUUCUGACUGGGGAGAAGUAAGGGCUGUUGCCACAAAAGCAUCUUUGCAUUUCAUUGAUAGAGCGGCACUCCCUAAAGAUGUAAUUCUUUAUACUGAUGAGGAUGAAUGGUCUAGUUGGAGUAAAAUAGGUGACAAAGUGCUUCACAUUGAACUUCGCCGAUGGGCUGAUGUUAUGGUCAUCGCCCCAUUGUCAGCUAACACUCUUGGCAAGAUUGCUGGGGGAUUGUGUGACAAUCUACUAACAUGCAUUGUCCGAGCAUGGGACUACAGCAAGCCACUUUUCGUUGCACCAGCAAUGAACACUUUUAUGUGGAAUAAUCCUUUCACUGAACGACAUAUCAUGACCAUCGAUGAACUUGGAGUUUCUCUCAUCCCACCUGUCACCAAGAGGCUAGCUUGUGGGGACUACGGCAAUGGAGCAAUGGCAGAACCUUCUCUAAUCUACUCAACUGUGAGACUCUUCUUCGAAUCCCGUCCUCCACCCACUGAAGUCAUGAAUUAGGCUAAUUUGAUAUGCACAGAAUGAUGCGGGACAGGUUAGGGGGUAUGGUUGACUUGGGAUUUAGAGUCUGUUUGGGCAAAUAUAUACCGUGAAUAGUAUGUGUGAACAGUAAAAUAGGGUCCGUUUAGGGUAGAAAAGAGGAGAAAUAGAAAAUAAACAAGGAGGAUGAUAGAAAAGACUAGGAGUCACACCUAGUUUUUUUUUUUUUGGGGCAUCACAACCAAGAUUGUGUCACACAAUCAAGAGCAAAACUUGCUGGAAAAUUUUGAAUAUUAUCAACUGUAUAAUGAAAGAAACUACAUACA
Molecule: messenger RNA, 1104 nt
Organism: Rubroshorea leprosula
Lineage: Eukaryota; Viridiplantae; Streptophyta; Magnoliopsida; Malvales; Dipterocarpaceae
Source: the annotation of a GenBank genome assembly